GCCAGGGUGGCUCGGCGAAGCUUGGGAGCCUGGUGAGUCGCUGGGGGAAGCGGAGCAGACGCCAGGCGCAGCCAGGAGCAUCGGAAGGUGAUCGCGCAAGUCCGGCCCGCGGAUCGCAGCCUGUAGAUCGCAGCCCGGGCCUGGAGGACAGCAGCAAGUGAAGGGGGUUCCUCUUCCUAAAGAAGGGGGUCAUGGCCUUCUUGUUGAUUACCCGACGGCUGGCCUGCAGUUCCCAGAAAAACCUCCACCUCUUCAUACCUGGAUCCAGAUAUAUCAGCCAAGCCGCUGCCAAAGUUGACAUUGAAUUUGAUUAUGAUGGACCACUCAUGAAGACGGAAGUCCCGGGGCCUAGAUCUAAGGAACUAAUGAAACAGCUGAACACAAUCCAGAAUGCAGAGGCCGUGCACUUUUUCUGCAACUAUGAAGAGAGCAGAGGUAACUACCUAGUGGACGUGGACGGCAACCGCAUGUUGGACCUGUAUUCUCAGAUCUCCUCUGUGCCCAUAGGUUACAACCAUCCGGCUCUGGCGAAACUCGUUCAACAGCCUCAGAACGCGAGCACUUUCAUCAACAGACCUGCCUUGGGCAUCCUGCCUCCAGAGAACUUUGUGGACAAGCUCCAGGAGUCCUUGAUGUCGGUGGCGCCCAGGGGCAUGUCCCAGCUCAUCACCAUGGCCUGUGGCUCCUGCUCCAAUGAGAAUGCAUUCAAGACCAUCUUCAUGUGGUACCGGAGUAAGGAACGAGGGCAGAGAGGUUUCUCCAAAGAGGAGCUGGAGACUUGCAUGGUUAACCAGAGUCCUGGAUGCCCAGACUACAGCAUUCUCUCCUUCAUGGGUGCUUUCCAUGGGAGGACCAUGGGUUGCUUAGCGACCACACACUCCAAAGCAAUUCACAAGAUUGACAUCCCUUCCUUUGACUGGCCCAUUGCUCCAUUCCCACGGCUGAAAUAUCCCCUGGAGGAGUUUACAACGGACAACCAGCAAGAGGAGGCCCGCUGCCUAGAAGAGGUGGAGGAUUUAAUUGUGAAAUAUCGGAAAAAGAAGAGAACGGUGGCUGGAAUCAUCGUGGAGCCCAUCCAGUCCGAGGGUGGAGACAACCAUGCAUCAGAUGACUUCUUCCGGAAGCUGAGAGACAUAGCCAGGAAGCAUGGCUGUGCCUUCUUGGUGGACGAGGUGCAGACCGGAGGAGGCUGUACAGGCAAGUUCUGGGCCCAUGAACACUGGGGCUUGGAUGACCCAGCCGAUGUGAUGACGUUCAGCAAGAAAAUGAUGACCGGGGGCUUCUUCCACAAGGAGGAGUUUCGGCCAAGUGCUCCUUACCGGAUUUUCAAUACCUGGCUGGGGGACCCAUCCAAGAACUUGCUGCUGGCUGAGGUCAUCAACAUCAUCAAGCGGGAAGACCUGCUCAACAAUGUGGCCCGUGUGGGGAAGACCCUACUCACAGGGCUGCUGGACCUCCAGGCCCAGUACCCUCAGUUCAUCAGCAGAGUGAGGGGACGAGGCACCUUCUGUUCCUUCGACACUCCCGAUGAAGCCAUACGGAAUAAACUCAUCCUAAUUGCCAGGAACAAAGGUGUGGUACUGGGGGGCUGCGGUGACAAGUCCAUCCGUUUCCGCCCCACGCUGGUCUUCAGGGAUCACCACGCCCAUCUGUUCCUCAGCAUUUUCAGCGGCAUCUUAGCAGACUUCAAGUAACGCAGCCGUCUCCAUGACGCUCAGAGAGCCCUGCCUCAGCGGCGUCAACGUGAUUAGUUUGCCUAAUUCAUAUUUUCACUUCCAAGUUUAUCAGAGGCGAAUGCAUAAACUAAAGGGUCAUUUGUGGGGCAGGCUCAUUGGUUCAGGCUUGUGGAGGAGUGGGUGGGGAGGACCACGGUUUGAGGAUCGCUCCUUGCAGAGCUCAUGGUGACCAUUGGUUAAAGCCCAGAAGUUCUGUGUAAGCAUUGAACACUGUCUUAGGAAAGGCCAUGAGGCCAUAUUUCUGUCAACCCUGGACCAACCAGUCUCUUAGAAGCCACUCAAGGGUAUAACACAUGCUCCGAGGUGGGUGUGUCUCUGACCAUCUCAAGCACCCUAUCUUGUGUCCCUCACAAACAAGCUCUUGUCACUUCUUACCGAGUCCAUAGCUUCAUGCCCCUCUCGUGACUUACUGAGGGUCCAGAUGGCUGUCAGGAAGAUGACAAGGUAGGGAGGUAAGGACCGUGUUUGGAGGCUUCUGGUAUCCUAAACACCAAGAUCCACUCAGCCCUGUGCCCUGAUGAUGUCCCUGGCCUGUGAAUUCUGUCCUUGACUGACCCGUGCUCCUGGAGGAUCCCCAGUUGUGUCAAUGAUAGAUAGUUUAGUCAACAUCCCCAUCUUGUGUCAAUCUGGACUCAGAGGAAGGAGUCAGCAUCCUGAGCAUCCAGAAGAUUCAUGGAACCUGAAGUUGCCUCUGGAGCCUCCACUGAGGAACACGUACAGCAGAGUCCUUCAUCCCAUCUCCAGGGUCUCUGACUUGUCACCCCUCAUCCUGGGAGCGCCAUAGUUCAUCUUUCACCCACACGCCUUCCCUCCAUUCCUGAGCAGGACUAGUCCGUCCCAGAGGGCCACUGCUAGACUUCCUGUUAGGGGCAAUGUGUUCAUUAUAAAGGCAUAAGGACACCACACCAGCUUGUUGGUUCCUGAUGGUUUUCUUAGACUUCUCCGCUCCCCCCACAUCCCAGCCUGGACUUCUCCUGAGUAUGGGGCUUUUUCUGGCAGCCAGAAGCCAAUGCUUAUGCAGGCUCCCGCAUCUCAGCCAGAGGCCAGAUGUUCUUAGAACUGACUUGACCUGAGCAGACCCCCUAACCCUUCAGACAGGCAGUGUUUAUUUAAUGCGUAGAGUGCAGAGGGGCUCUUUUAUCCAGACCCCUCUUUGUAUCCUGGUGCCCUUGUUGACUGUCUGGGAAGAUGAAUAUACCAGGGUUUCCAAAUCCAGCCCUUUUCGUUCUCUUAAUGAUGAAUCACCCAAAGACCUGGCUUUCAUGCUUCCUUAGACACGGCCUCCCUCGACUUACUUGCCUUGAAGAAGAAAGGCGCUGACACGCUUAACGCAAACAGAAGGUCCACAAAUAGCAGUUCACAUCACAGCCCUGCAGUCCCCUUUUGUAGCUGUGUUUAAGGUCAUUUCCAUCAAUGAUGGGGUCUGCUCCCUCCCUCCCUGUAAGCUUUCACUCACCAGCGUGUUUAUUUACACAUCCAUUACUUAUUCACUCAUCAGACUGUCAUGAAAUAUUUGUGUUGUUCCAGGGCCUGUGCUAAGCACAGGCACCAAACAUAAAAAGAGAGAAAGUCCUUGCUCCCGGGAACUCCCACUCUCUCAGGAACCACAGACCACCAAUGUUGAAGUCAGAAUGGAAAGUGUGCCAGCAAGGAUUUCUGAACACUAAAUCCAACGAGCCUUCACAGGGAAAGGAUAUUUGAGCAGAAUUCUUCAGAAUGAAUAGGAGUUAGCCAAGCAGAAAAGGCAAGAAGAGUGAAAGAAGUAAAAAGCAUCUGCGGAGGUACACCCGUGUGUGUGCAGAGGCACACCCGUGAGUGUGUGGAGGUACACCCUUGUGUGCGUGGAGGCACACCUGGGCAUAGUCUCCGCCCUUUCCCUGGGGAGCCAGACCCCACCCAGAAAUCCCAAGGUUCAAGGUCUUAUUUAACAAACCAGAAAAAUGCAGGCCAAGCCCUAAUUCAUCAUAUUGGUUUAAGCAUGCUGCCUCCUGAGAGCCACAGUGUCAUAUACAGAUACUUCCGCAGGUCCUUAGAGUUCAAAGGGUUUUAAUCCAGGACAUAAGCAGAAAUCGCUCUCUUUAGUGAAGGGAGCAGCUGAUUUUUUCAUUUUCUUGCCACAAGGCAUGUUGACAGAAGAAUAAAAUUCUUUGUAGACAGUCAUCUUCAAAUGUACUGUCCGCCCCUUGCCUGGAGACAGUUCUUCCCAUUUUAAACAAACAAACAAAAUUUAAGGCGUUUAUCCACAAGUUCUUGACUCGGGUACAGUGCGUUCCUGAGACACCCUCUUUGGGAGCACAGGCAGUUAGCUGGAAGAACUCCAAGGAAAAGAAUUUUCCACAAAACUCAAGAAUGUCGAGACUUAACGAAGGCUGAUGGAAACCCAGGAAGCCCAGUGGGCAGCUUCUGCCUAGGGCAGAGCCCACAAACCAGUGCGUCUGUGCAGAACGUCUGGAUGGACACCCAUCAUGCAUCAGUGCAAUAGAGUCUAGUAAGUGUCUCUAGCCAGGCUUGUCAGUUGUGCAGGAAACAAGGCCUGGUCCUAGCAAACCUUAGCAUAUCUUCCCUUUUUAUUAUAAAUGGGUGGUUGUUUGGUUUGUUUAUUUUUAUAAUUUUUACUGAUGCUCAGUAACCAUGAAAAACUGUGCACAUUCAUGUACUAAUAGAUCUGUACCUAUCUAUCUCUGUACGCAUAUAUACAGUUCACUGUAGAAAACCACAGCUAGCGAGCAUCGCAGACUCAUGCAAACCAAGUGAUCUUGUUUACAGUAACCGUCAACAGUGCCAAUAAGGGGUGAGGACACUAACAGUGUAACUGGUGACCACGUGAACAGUUCCAUGAAUUAAAUGUUUCCUGUGUUAAUCAGUAUUCUUAAAUUAAAAGAAAAUGUUUAUAAUGGAAA
Messenger RNA from Mus musculus (house mouse), 4636 nucleotides. It is a transcript of the gene Abat, whose product is annotated as 4-aminobutyrate aminotransferase. The transcript is spliced from 16 exons. The record is from RefSeq and is marked reviewed. Gene Ontology annotation, cellular component: mitochondrion; mitochondrial matrix; 4-aminobutyrate transaminase complex. Lineage: Eukaryota; Metazoa; Chordata; Mammalia; Rodentia; Muridae. The coding region runs from base 192 to 1694 and encodes 500 amino acids. Gene Ontology annotation, biological process: positive regulation of heat generation; positive regulation of dopamine metabolic process; positive regulation of insulin secretion. Gene Ontology annotation, molecular function: 4-aminobutyrate:2-oxoglutarate transaminase activity; pyridoxal phosphate binding; (S)-3-amino-2-methylpropionate:2-oxoglutarate transaminase activity.